Molecule: messenger RNA, 1140 nt
Organism: Rotaria sp. Silwood1
Lineage: Eukaryota; Metazoa; Rotifera; Eurotatoria; Philodinida; Philodinidae
Source: the annotation of a GenBank genome assembly
AUGAAUCCCUUUUCAAUUCUAGAUAUACAACAUUCUCCCUUAGACGAACAACGAAUACUCAUUGUACAACUAGAAAAAUCUGAUUCUCCAGAAAAACCAGACCAGGCAUAUGGUGGACCACCAUCUUUACGUUCUUCUUCGCCUACAACAAGCGUAUCAUCCAGCACAAGUUCGUGUCACUGUCCGUGCCCAUGUCAUGUGCCUCCAGUUGAAAUCGUCAAUGCGUGCACUAUAUGCUGUGCUGCAUUUGUUUCAGCUUUAGCUGUUUGCUUUUGUGGACCAUGUAAAUGGUGUUGUGAAACCGUAUGCGGUCGCCCUUGUAAGGGUUCAGAACCACCAACAGGUCCUAUUUCACAACGUCCAUCUACGCCAACAGGCUCUAUUUCACAACGUCCAUCUACGCCAACAAGCUCUAUUUCACAACAUCCAUCUACGCCAACAGGCUCUAUUUCACGACGUCCAUCUACGCCAACAGGCUCUAUUUCACAACGCCCAUCUACGCCAACAAGCUCUAUUUCACGACGUCCAUCUACGCCAACAGGUUCUAUUCCGCCACCUUCAUCUACACCAAUCCAACCUCAAAUUGAAACUCCAGAUACAGGUGUCUGCUUUUGUGGAGCAUGUGUAUGGUGUUAUAAAUCCAAAUGUGGCGGCCUAUGUAAUUGUUCUGGAACACCACCAGGUCCUACUCCAUCACCUCCAUCUACAUCAAUCCAACCUCAAAUUGAAAAUCCAGAUACAGGAGAAAUAAAUGAACAUGAACAACCAAAUGGCACAGGUACCUACAUACAUCAUGACAUAGAAGGACAAAUUCGGCAAGGUCGUUAUGUUGGUGAAUGGAAAGAUGAUAAAAAACAUGGUAAAGGAACACAUUACUACAGAAACGGUGACACCUACAAAGGUUCAUGGAAAGGCGGCGAGAGAGAUGGCGAUGGUACAUACACUUAUUAUAAGCAGCCAUCGGCUGAAUAUAAAGGGCAGUGGAAGAAUGAUAAAAAACAUGGCAAAGGUGUCCUGAAGUUUACCAAUGGUGAUAAAUAUGAUGGAGAUUGGAAAAAUAAUAAAAUGGAAUCUGCUCACGCAACUUACGCGUAUGCUGAUGGUUCAGAAUAUGUUGGUAAGUACAGUGCACAUUUUUAG